AUUUUGUUAUUAAUGUUGGGUUGGGGGGUGGGGUUUUGGGGCUUGUGUUUCUAUCGGAAUACAAACAUUUCCAGGGUUUAAAGAAACGAGCUCAGUCUAUUGUCCGCGCAAGCACGAAUCAAUAGCUGAAAUGGUUUAGCUCUGUGAUUGCAAUUAGCCAAGGAAGGAGGAAGAAACAGAACGGCAUUGUUGUGAAAGCCAAAAAACAAAGCAAAAAGGGAAAGAAUGGACGACCAGUACAAAUAUGAUGGGGGAAGGUGAAGUGAGAGUGAGUAGCGGUGGUCUGGGAUAUUUCGGUGUUUGCGCCUUCGGAGGAAUGCUGAGUGCUGGAACUACUCAUCUUGUCAUCACUCCUCUCGAUGUCUUGAAGGUCAACAUGCAGGUGAACCCUGUUAAGUACAACAGUAUUGCCUCAUGCUUUACUACCCUCUUGAGAGAACAAGGCCCUUCUGUCUUUUGGAGAGGUUGGGCUGGCAAGUUCCUUGGCUAUGGUGCCCAGGGUGGUUGCAGAUUUGGUCUAUAUGAGUACUUCAAGUCUCUUUACUCCAAUAUCUUCGGGGACUGCAACAGAAGCAUCAUUUUCUUUCUUAGCAGUGCCUCUGCUGAAGUUUUUGCCAAUGUGGCUCUCUGUCCUUUUGAAGCUGUCAAAAUCCGUGUUCAAGCCCAGCCUCAUUUUGCAAAGGGCUUGCUUGAUGCCUUCCCUAAGCUAUACUCCUCAGGAGGCGUCUUUGGGUUAUUUUCCUUUCUCUUGUCUUCUCUCAAUAUCAGCUUAUACUUCUAUUACUCAAAUAUUUUUCCAUGUUGUAGCAUUGGCUUUGCUUGCAGUUUUUACCGGGGGCUACUACCACUUUGGGGUCGAAAUCUUCCAUUCUCUAUGGUUAUGUUCUCAACAUUUGAGCAUUCUGUUGAUUUCAUGUAUCGAAAUGUUAUUCAAAGAAGAAAGGAGGAUUGCUCAAAACCUCAACAACUGGGGGUGACGUGUUUAGCUGGCUAUGCUUCUGGAUCCAUUGGUUGCUUAAUUUCUAAUCCCACUGACAACAUUGUAGCUUCUCUAUAUUAUAGAAAGGCUGAUAGCCUCAAGCUGCAGGCUAUCAAGAAAAUUGGACUUCUCUAUUUAUUUACUAGAAGCCUUCGCAUUCGGAUAAUGCUUGUUGGACCUGUGGUGACUUUGCAGUGGCUAUUCUAUGACACUAUUAAAGUCUUCAGUGGUUUGCCAACGAGUGGAAAGGUUAGCACCAAAUGAAGUUGAUAGCACUGCCUAGGUUCAGGAAAUGAAAUGCUGCUAUUACGUACAAUUUACCCAUCUUACUAAAUACUUUCGUUCCACAGUCACCUAUCCAAGAAGGAAGUGAGAAACAGAACAUCUCCUUUUUAUUUGGAAUAUCCUUUACUAGUUGAAUCCUCCAGACUCGUGUAAUUGUUAGCUCUCUAAUGCCCCUUCAUCACAUUUGUUUCUGUUCCAACUCCUAUGUUGAUGAUUCAUUCAAUACUCAAUAGAUUACUUUUCUUUGGUACGUAUAUUACUGUCGUAUAUGAUUUGUUUAACUUUGUUGC
This is a messenger RNA of Theobroma cacao (cacao), 1554 nucleotides long. Lineage: Eukaryota; Viridiplantae; Streptophyta; Magnoliopsida; Malvales; Malvaceae. The record is from RefSeq and is a predicted model, not a curated record.